Psylliodes chrysocephalus is the source of this 1074-nucleotide messenger RNA. Lineage: Eukaryota; Metazoa; Arthropoda; Insecta; Coleoptera; Chrysomelidae. The record is from the annotation of a GenBank genome assembly.
CAGACGCGCCGUGCGUGGUUUCUAAACGCACUCAAGCGCAAAAGCGGUGUUUUGUUGACUUUUGACUUUGAGGUUAGGUUAAAUUGUUUUAGCUGAACCAUACCAUUUGCCGUUAAUUAAUUCUUUUAAGUUAUUAAAUUAAUUCACCAAAUAUGGCUGGUCCCAAAAAGAAGCCAAGGCAACCUACAAAAGCCGAAUCCGACGACUCAAGCAAUGAUGAAAGUGAUAAUGGCACAUACCAUGGUCAAAAAGAGAUUCAUGCGACAUUUGAAGGGCGUAACCCAGAAGGACAAGAUUUUCAUGGCAUAAAACAAUUACUGAAUCAGCUUUUCCUUAAGGCACAUAUAGAUCUUUCUCAAAUGAGUGAUUUACUUAUUGCACAACAUGGAGUAGGUUCUGUUUUGAAGCAAAGCUAUAAUGAUAGUGAUGAUGAAGAGGAUGUAGAUAUGAGUGAAGAAAAAGACGUGUUUGGUAUUACAAGUGUUAUAAAUUUGGGACUACAAAAAGAAACGCCUUGUGUACAACAAUUUUAUUCCCUUCUAGAAGAGUUAUCUAAAAAACAUGCAGAUGAGGAAAUUCAAAAAUCUAUUACCAAAAUUGUUAAUGAAACAAAGAGAUUAGGGUUUCUAAUAAAUGAAAGAUUUGUUAAUAUACCCGCGCAAAUUUCAGUCCCUUUAUUAAAUUCAUUAAAUGAUGAAAUUGACAGAAUAAAGAAAAAGGACCCUUCCUAUGAUUUUGAAUAUUUUAUUAUGAUUAGUAAAAUUUGUAAAACAAAAGAUACAGAUGAAGUAAUUUACACUAAUGAUGAAGAAGAAUUAUUUUCCAAGGAAGCUGAUGUUAGUUUCGAAUUUAAUGUUUCUAAUGAAACAGAUACUGGUCUUGCAGGUAGAUGGUUAGCCGAAGAUAAACAAGUUGUUCCCUACCGAAAAGUUAUCAUUUUUAAUGCUAACAAAUUGAGGAAUAUUAUUACAAAAAUUACUGCAUUUGUGCAAUCAUAAAUUGUGUCCAAAUUUAACUUUAUAUAUUUUAAGUUAAUGUACCUAUAUAAUUUUUUUAAUAAACAAUUGUUGAAAA